Messenger RNA from Plenodomus lingam JN3, 162 nucleotides. NCBI's taxonomy places the organism in Eukaryota, Fungi, Ascomycota, Dothideomycetes, Pleosporales, Leptosphaeriaceae. The record is from RefSeq and is a predicted model, not a curated record.
AUGCUUUUAGAAGAUCAGCGCCACUUGCAUGAGGAUCUAGAGCGUCUCGAGGACGCAGCUGCUGAGCGCCUCCUUGAAGAUCCACCACACGUGAGUACUGCCCUUUCUUGUCGCAUUGCCUUUCACCAACAUGCCUUGUCUUCUCGCAUCGCCUUGUAUUGA